Messenger RNA from Saccostrea cuccullata (small rock oyster), 1065 nucleotides. RefSeq lists its product as uncharacterized. The transcript has 4 exons. The coding region runs from base 173 to 1003 and encodes 276 amino acids. NCBI's taxonomy places the organism in Eukaryota, Metazoa, Mollusca, Bivalvia, Ostreida, Ostreidae. Gene Ontology annotation, molecular function: S-adenosylmethionine-dependent methyltransferase activity. The record is from RefSeq and is a predicted model, not a curated record.
UCGGGAUCUAGAGCAGAUUGUGAGAGACGGAUUGAGCACGCUCGUGUUUGCUUUUGGUUACAAGGUUGGGAUGAUUGACGCCUUCAUUGAAAUCGAACAGCCAUGUACAGCAGAGGAACUUAGUCAGUAAUCAGGCCAAAAGUUAAGGUACACACAAGAAUGGCUUGGGGGCAUGAUUUCUGCAGGAAUUGUCAAACUUCACGAGGACGACAAAUACUCACUCCCAUAUGAAAAACCUCUGCUGAAAAGAUGGGGUCAUGCCGCCAGUGUGCUCCUGGUAUUUAAUGAGAUGUUCCCUCAACUGGAGAAAGUCAUGGCAGAAGAUGGACCAAAGGGAUACGGAUACUAUGAUUCAUUUCUCAGGUGGAUGGAUACAUACCGCACAACAGAAAUCUUUCAAGAAUGGAAUAAAAUUCAUCUCAUUCCAAUAUUAGAAUUUAAACAAGGGACUGAGUUUACACUGCUAGAUAUUGGUUGUGGAUGUGGCCAACAUAUUAGAGAGGCAGCCAAACUGUACCCUAACUGUAUGUUUUACGGUAUCGACUCAGAUACACCUUCCAUAGAUCGAGCAAUCAAAGAACAGGGCGACCAGAAAAAUAUCAUCUAUCAUCAUAUGAGAGGGGAACAACUCUCACAGGAAUGGAAAGAAAAAUUUGAUUUUGUCUUAAUGAACGAAGUUCUUCAUGUUGCGUCUGACGUCGAUGGAAUUCUGAAAGAGGCAAAGCGGGUCCUCAAACCAGAUGGUUACGGAAUAACGUAUGAUCCCCCUGUUUCUUCAGACCCCCAAAAGCAAGCUAACAAUUCCACGGCACAGUUAUUUUUUCCCUUUGGUCUCUUUACUUGUCUUCCUGCUUGUUUAUCUGACCCCUCGGGUGAAGGACGCGGAGUCGGGUGGGGCUAUGAGCAUAAGAAACAGAAAAUAGAAGAGUAUGGAUUUCGAGUGAUAAAGAUUGGCCAAAAGGAUACUGAGGCAGUGCAAGCUGGAAUUAUUUUUCAAAAGUGAUAUUUCCAUUUUUAAAAUAAGAGUAUUCAUUGUAAUUUCAAGUUGGGCUUAUAAUUAUCAAG